Chionomys nivalis (European snow vole) is the source of this 6751-nucleotide messenger RNA. It is a transcript of the gene Trim26, whose product is annotated as tripartite motif containing 26. The transcript has 10 exons. NCBI's taxonomy places the organism in Eukaryota, Metazoa, Chordata, Mammalia, Rodentia, Cricetidae. The record is from RefSeq and is a predicted model, not a curated record. The coding region runs from base 319 to 1956 and encodes 545 amino acids. Gene Ontology annotation, molecular function: zinc ion binding; protein binding.
GAGAAAUCUCGGUGGAGGGCACCGGGCGCCGGGAGAUUGCUGGGCGGGGUGGUUGUGGUGCUUGCUGCUCGCUACGCCCCGAUCAGCUAGACCGAGAGGAGUGACCGGGCCCGGAGCGUGGCGCGGCUGAAUGCGACCUGCACCGGUCCAGCCCAGACUUACUUCAGUCUCUUCUAGAAGCAAGAUCCAGAAGUGAGCGGGACCCGGAUGACGGUCUACCUGGUGGCUUGGAGUCCUGCAUGACCAAAGGUCUGGUCUCUGAGGAAGACAAACCCUACCAGGGAACAGAGACCGCCCCGCCCCCAAGCUAAGGGCACAAUGGCAGCCUCUGCCCCCUUGAGGAGCCUGGAGGAAGAGGUGACCUGCUCCAUCUGCCUGGAUUAUCUGAGGGACCCGGUGACCAUCGACUGUGGCCAUGUCUUCUGCCGCAGCUGCACAGGUGAUAUCCGCCCCAUAUCCGGGAGCCGCCCAGUCUGUCCGCUCUGCAAGAAGCCCUUCAAGAAGGAGAACAUCCGGCCCGUGUGGCAGCUCGCCAGUCUGGUGGAGAACAUUGAGCGGCUGAAGGUGGACUCUGGCAGGCAGCCGGGAGAGCUGGCCCGAGAGCCGCAGGACAUGAAGCUGUGUGAGCGGCACCAGGAAAAGCUGCACUACUACUGUGAAGACGACGGCAAGCUGCUGUGUGUGAUGUGCCGUGAGUCCCGCGAGCACAGACCCCACACGGCCAUCCUGGUGGAGAAGGCUGCCCUGCCUCACAGAGAGAAAAUCCUGAACCACCUGAACACCCUAAGGAGAGACAGAGAAAAAAUUCAGGGCUUUCAGGCCAAGGGAGAAGCUGAUAUUCUGGCUGCGCUGACGAAGCUGCAGGAGCAGAGGCAGUACAUUGUGGCGGAGUUUAAGCAAGGCCACCAGUUUCUAAAGAAGCGGGAGCAGCACCUGCUAGACCAGCUGGCCACCCUGGAGCAGCUCCUCACCGAGGGCAGGGAGAAGUUUAAGACCCGGGGCGUCAGUGAGCUUGGCCGGUUGACUCUUGUCAUCUCCGAGCUGGAAGGCAAGGCACGGCAGCCUGCUGCGGAGCUAAUGCAGGAUGCCUGCUCUACACAGGACAGCAAGGACUUUGCCAACAGGUACCCACGGAAGAAGUUCUGGAUUGGGAAAGCCAUCCCUCACAUGGUUAAGAGGAAGGCAGGAGAAUUCUCAGAUAAACUUCUCUCUCUGCAGCGAGGCCUGAGGCAGUUCCAGGGCAAGCUGCUGAGAGACUUGGAGUAUAAGACUGUGAGUGUCACCCUGGACCCACAGUCGGCUAGCGGCUACCUGCAGCUCUCACAAGACUGGAAGUGCGUGACCUAUACCAGCCAGUACCAGAGUGAUUGCCUGCACCCCCAGCAGUUUGACUGUGAGCCAGGGGUGUUGGGCAGCAAGGGCUUCACCUGGGGCAAGGUGUACUGGGAAGUGGAGUUGGAACGAGAAGGCUGGUCAGAGGAUGAGGAGGAGGGGGAAGAAGAAGAAGAAGGGGAAGAGGAGGAAGAAGAUGAGGAAGCUGGCUAUGGGGAUGGAUAUGAAGACUGGGAAACAGAUGAGGAUGAAGAAUCACUAGGGGAGGAAGAGGAGGAGGAAGAGGAAGAGGAGGAGGAAGUUCUGGAAAGCUGCAUGGUGGGAGUGGCCAAAGACUCUAUGAAGAGGAAAGGGGACCUGUCCCUGCGGCCAGAGGAUGGUGUGUGGGCCCUUCGGCUCUCCUCCUCAGGCAUCUGGGCCAACACGAGCCCCGAGGCCCAGCUCUUCCCAGUGCUGCGGCCCCGGAGAGUGGGCAUCGCCCUGGAUUAUGAAGGGGGCACCGUGACGUUCACCAAUGCAGAGUCACAGGAACUCAUUUACACCUUCACCGCCACCUUCACCCGGCGUCUGGUUCCCUUCCUGUGGCUCAAGUGGCCAGGAACACGCCUCACGCUGAGACCCUGAAUUCCAGAACCUGCCUAGGCUAUACAACAGAAUCUGCAGUUCUCUGAGAUUCAAGGACUCUUGAGAUGAAGAAGGGUUGCCUGGAUCCCAUACCUCUGGAAGCUUCCUUUCUGUGGGAUCCCAAAACUGUGUGAUGGAGGAACAUUCUUGGCCAGAGCAGCAGGAGGAGGAGAGCUGAGGGGCGUCACAUCCAAUCGCGCCCGUGCCCCUACUGCCAUGGCCAAGCUCUUUCGGCACUGUCUGUAUUUCUUGUUCUAAUUUCUCGCCCCCUGCCCAUUCCUCUGGGAUCUCCUGCUCUGAAGACCAAAUGACCCCCUCCAUCCUGAGCAUCCAUUUGUCUUGACUCUGUUCUCUGUUGAGUAGGGGCAGCAUCAGCGUCAUUUUCUGGUUCAGUUGUUCAGUGCUACUAGGUAUUGAGUGACAUCUGAAACCUUUUUGCUGUCCUCAGAUUUGAGGUUCCUCUUCCCAAACCGUUCUUGCCUACCUUCCCUGGCUUCUUAACCUCACUUUUCCUACCCCACUAGAGUUAAGUAUCUGAAGAAACGAGAAUGAACAUAGUCCAGACCCACUCAAGUUUCCAAGGCUGUGUGAGUUUGUGUCCUGAGUGCUGGUGGAUCAUCCCCUGGUGUAGUUAGCAGAGCUCAUCGCCUCCAAACCCAGACCUGAGCAGGUGGGACUCCCCAGGGCCAUCUGUGUCUCCGAAAGCAUCUAGGUACCGUGACUCACGCAGCAACUGUGGUUAAUAAAUUACCUCUGCAGAGUAGUCCUUGUGAAGGGAGUUUCCACAACAAUCCCAACAUCUCGCUCUUGAUCACUGAGGUCAGAACUACCCCUGCCUCGGGGUCUCCAGCUAGUGUCUCUGGACAGCUUUAAGUCUCUGUUGUUGGCACCAAGUAGUGUCCAGAGUCAGUCUUAGGAGCUGGAUUGGAGAGGGAAGACAGGAUCAUGAGGAAUCUACUGUUAGGGGUCUUACUGUGAGGGGCACUUGUGCCAUGUCCCCUGAUGACCCAACACCAGCACCUUUGUCCAGUCACCAUUGUCCACAGCUAGCCAACACGAUGCCCUUCUUUUUAUCCUUAAACAUUCCACAUUUCCUCUUCCUGUUCGACUGUUCAGCUCCUCUUUGCUCUUGAGAGACUGCUCCCAGACACUCAGUCUUGGUGACCGCAGAGUCACCACUGUCUCAAGACCGAACACUUUGUAUCACAUGCUGCCUGAGCCACUAGUAACGUCCGGUGGCUCCCUCGCCACCUUUUACUUCCUGGAAUUAAUCAUCUUCUCUUCCUUCUCUUUUAAUUCAUUUCUUGUGUCUUUAUGACUAAAUAAACUACAAGUUCUUUUCAAUGGUCAGAAAUCUCAAGACAGUCCUCUGGUGCUGUCUCCAGCUUUAUCUUGAUGCCUCUGAAGUGACCUUGAACCCGAGUCAUUGAUUGCCCCCUCUGUGCACAGCUUUUUAGAUCCCCUUUUGUUAUUAGACUGGGAAGUUCCGGGAUUUUUCCCCCAAGGCCUCUAGCCCAGGCUAGCCACAGUCUCCUUAGGUGGCUGAAGAUGGUCUUAAUCUUACAGCCUCUACCUUCUAAAUUCUGAGAUUUCAGGUAGGUGCCACUAUGCCUAGUUUAUACAGUGCAGGGGACUGAACCCAGGGUCUCAUGUAUCUUAGGCAAGCACUUCCUCAGCUGCAUCCCCAACCAUGGUUCUGGGCCCUGUGUUUUCUCUCUCCGUUUACUGUGUUUUGUUCACACAUUAUCUAAAACUUCCUGAGGUGAGUGUGGAAGUUGAAUUUUUUUUUUUCUUUUUAAAUCUUCAGUAUCUGGAACUGUUUGUCUCACUUGUACACUGAAGGGAUUCUCUAUAGGAUUAUUCAAAAUAGUUUUCCAUCAGAGUGUCGGAUCACUGCCUUAAGCUCCUGUCGUUCAGAAUUCCCAUGGGGCACUCUGCCUCGUGACCUUUCUCAGUGGCCCGUUUCUGUUUUACAGAGGGAUCUGAAAGUCUUAUCUGUAUCUUUACUCCAUGUACUAGCACAUUACACUCUGAAUGGUACAUUUGAAUUCUCACACGCAUGCGUGCACACACACAUGGAACUUAUAUACAUACAUAAAAUUAAGGGACUGGACAGGAUCUCAAUAUGUAACCCUCCGUAGCCUGGAACUCACCAUGUAGACAUGGCUAGCCUCAGAUUCUGGGUGAGAUUUAAAGGCUUAUAUGCUGUUGCACCUAGGGAAAGGAAAAAUUGUUUUACAGGCAUCCGAGGCAACCUAGAAAAAGGUUUAUCUUGACUCAGAGUUCCAAAGGUGCAGCCCAUGAUCAUCGGUCUCAGCGCUUUUGGCGUCUGUCAUCAACAUAUCCUGGCAGGCAUGCUCGACAGAGUCACAUCUCAUCAGUUGGGAGACAGUGAACCAGGCUCCCAUAGUCCCCUUCCAGAGCACAGCCCACCCUGGGAACCAGUCAUUUCACAGAGGAUCGUUCAGAGGCCUUGACCAUCAGAACUGUAGACUCUUGCCUGUCCUAGCUCGAACUUGUCACAAUAGAUAGAUUAGACACAAAACACAUAGGCCUGUGGGUAACAAACUUUAUUAAGACAUUGAAGACCUGUACAAAUGACCUGAAAGGGCUUUGGGGUCCAUCCAGAGUUGAUGAGGCCCCGAAGCAUAUCUAGUUUUUGUGUCCAAAAGCCACUAUAAAUUAAUGCAAGCCGAACGAGUACUGGCUUCCCUACACUGAUCACUUUGAAGCUUUUACAGGUUUUUGUUUGUUUUUUCCCUUCUGAAUCCUGUUGCCUCAUAGCUUACUGGUGCCUAGGGUGUAGCCUUCCUUGCCUGCCACUGGCUCUUCACUCGAAUAGGACUGCAGGAAGCCGAGUGUACUCAACACAGAUUAAAAACCGCUGUACAAGACUCCCAGAUAAAUUCCAAUCCCACUUUUGAAGGCUAGCGACAGAGCUGGGUUCCAGGCUGCUGGUGUUUUUGCCACACUUCCUGACUCCACCUCGGUCAUUCAAAGCCAGGCAGGAACUUGUUUUCCAGGUGAGGUAGGAAUAAAGAGAGAGGACCAUUGGUGCUCUGCUUUGGAAUGUUUGCAAGGUAGUCCAAGGCCAUGUCUGCACAGUGAAGGACAGCUGUGUCCCCCAGUUCAGGACAGGUGGGUGCUGCCCGGCUGGAGCAAGAGCCUCAAGAGCAUUCAGUCACUGUCCUUGGUAUCUAGGGCCUGCUCGCCCACAUCCUGGCCACCUCGGCGCCCACUCCUGUGGUGCAGUUGACAUCCAGGCUCAGGUUUGUAGUCUGAGGGUUCAGAGUGACCUCAUAUACGCACUUCCAGGAUGGUGUAUCGUCCAUGCUGCCUGCUUCUUAGGCCUCUAUUUCUGGAGGACAGAUGUGACAAAUCUGCCUGAGAAUUUGCUUCUUAUUAAAGUGAGUUGGCCAGGCUACAGUGCAGUGCCUGGGACCUCGUAAAAAGACACUGAAUCUUGAGCCCCACCAUAGGCCACCCAAACAAGAGCCUGUAUUUUAACCAGGUGUCUGGAUGGCGUUUCUACACUAAGUUAAAGAAGUAGGGAUCGAUGUAAGAACAGGCAGGUGCAUGUGGGAACAAUUAAGCUCCAAUUUGAAAGUAAAUGUUAUUUUUGUUCCUCCCUCUCCCCUCUCAGCACCUUUUUUGUGGUACUGGGACUUUAUGCAUUCUAGGCAAGCAAGCUCUAGUAGAAAGUUAUUAGUACAGCCCUAGAGCCCACCCCACCCCCAGAAAGAGUGUCAGUAGCUAAGGCUGGCCUGGAACUAACUCAGAAGCUCAGGCUGACCUCGAACUUGUAGGAGUCAAUCUGAUUGCCUCUAGUUCUGGAGUUGUAGCCGUGUGCCACCACCCCCAGCAAAAUGCUAGUUUUUAAAAAAUAUACAAUAUUAGUUCAAAUUUACAGCGAUUGUAGCAUAAUUCUAGGCAAAACUCGGGGCUUAGUACAUAUUUUGAAUGACUACAUAGGUAACUGACAACAUUCAUCAAUCACUGUGCCCAGUACUGUGCUGAGCUCUUUGUACACAUUAAUUUAUUUAAUCCUCAUGGAUUCAUAGUGUAGAUUGUUAUUGUUUACAUUUUAUGGUGUAGAGAAAAGGCUUAAUAGUCCCGAGACCCCAAGCAGUCAAGGUCCAGUGAGCACAUUUCAUUGCUGUGUGUGGCCGUGGGUGCAAUGGAUAAGUGGGGUAGAGCCCCCUCCCCAGCCCUUGCUGAUUACCUGAAUCUGUUUCCAAAUGGUGCGUCAAGUUUUCUGAGGAAAGAAGAAAGAGAAAGAUCUGUGAGACUUGCUAUCUCUUACAAGUACUUCCAAGGGGAGGAUGUCCUGGCUACCGUGUGAGGGCAAGGACAGAAGAGAAAUUGCCUCAUUUUCCUGGACUCUCAGCUCAGUGUCUCUGUCCUUAUUCCCUCAGUAGAGCGGGGUCUUGUGGGAAGUUCUGGGGGAGAAAAGAUGCUUAACCCAAGCUGUUGGCUGAUUUUUGUUUGAGUUUCACUGUGUAGUCCAGGCUGGCCUGAAACUUGAGAUCCUCCUGCCUCAGUCUCCCUGGUGCUAACAUUACAGGCCUGCUUGGAGGUUUGAACCGGGUUUAGAAGAUGGGGAAAGAUAGAGACAGAUGGAAGGGUGGAAGAUUCCCUUUACCUGAGAAUGUCCUCAUCAUCUUUGGGAGGCCAAGUAUUUUCCUGUGGAGGUUUCGGAUUUUCUUAGCAAGAUCAGAGGAAAUGGCCUCUGGACUUACAAAAGUCUUUGUCUCAUACCUGCAAACAAGUUGGAAAUCAAACUUAAAUUCUACAA